UACAAACUUGUUGGUUAAAUAAUAAAUAAGUUACCACGGCGGGUCCUCCAGACUAUUCCGUGGUUACCUCGCGGUGUGCUGGCACGUCUCAUUGUCUCACCAAGAUGGCGAAGGAAAUUGUCGUUGUGUUCCUGGCUGUCGCCUUUUCGGCAGUACAAGCAGAAAUAAUCUACCCGUGCCCUCGGCUAUCACACCAGUGUAUCAGCAAGGUGCUAGCUUCGAACUCCGGCUGCGACACAAACGUGAUGGGCUUCAUCGCCAACCAGUACAACGUCUCCGAGUUCCACUUCGAGACUGCAUACUUCAACUGCUCGUAUAUAGACAGGGGUCUGAUCGUCAGGAACCAUGACAAGUGUAGAAUUUCGAGGUUUUUCUACAACACGGUAACGAAGGUCGCGGUGCUGGGUAUGACAUGCCGGAACCUGGAGCUGGAGUCCGACCGAGUGCUCAUCCAGCACCGGACCUUCCAGGAAGACACUUCCUACAACUACCACAUACACGCUACUUACCCGUUGAUCCACAUCACGGUGAACCUGCCCAAGAGCACCAACAUGGACCUGUGCACCUCGCACGCGUUCACCGACGUCGUCACGCUGCCCAUCAUGCACAUCGAUCCUAAAGACAGACCAACAGAAAAGUUUUUGACUCGCGACCUGACGGCGCUGAAUAUAUUCGAAAGAGAAGCAUUCUACUACACAGGAGACCUCCUCGCCAAAGUAUACAUCGACGCCACCACUUGUUACUACAACUGCAAACAGCCAUUACAUCAUUCCACCGCCGUUUGAAACUACAUUUGUAAUCAAGUACCACAUAGCACAUCUUAUUACAAUAUCCACCCCUUAGAAUGAAAGUGACCGAAUCCAAAAACUGCAAGUUGUGGGAAAUGAGCCAGAAAGUCUUAAAAAAUUAUAGUAUUGAAUACAUUUUAGUAUCUCUUCCGUAUUCCAUGACAUACGAUUGAUUUUUACUAGAUUUAUGGAUUAGUUCUUUGGUUGUAGAAGUAUAUUUUAUAACGCGAGUUUAUUAGAAAAUCGAAUGUAACAGAAAUUUUAAGUUGUGACUUACUUUCAUUCUAAGGGUGCGAUAUGAUAAAUGGGAUUGUAAGUUUGUUUGUUACUCCUUCACGUCAAAACGACUGAAAGGAUUGAGAUGAUACCUAUUUCGAACAGGGUUAGAUUACAGUAUAGAAAAACACAAAGGCUACUUUUUAUUUAACGGGAACGUGAGUGAAGCCCCUGGCAGAAGCAAGUAUUAUAUUUUUUCUUGAUGGUUGAUGUGUUUUUAAACUUCUAUCUGUUGUUGACAAAUCUACUACUUAACAUUUAGAUUGUUGUAAUGGGGUGUAACUUUAGAUUAAAAUAAAGUUCAGAAUAGUAGCUAAAAUUAUUAUUAUGUAGGUAUACGUAAGUCUUAAAUUGAAGUAAUAAAACUAUAUUAAUUUAUAUUUUCACUUACUCAAAACAAAUACUUACACAAAUU
Spodoptera frugiperda (fall armyworm) is the source of this 1479-nucleotide messenger RNA. RefSeq names its product fibrohexamerin (gene P25). The transcript is spliced from 5 exons. The record is from RefSeq and is a predicted model, not a curated record. Gene Ontology annotation, molecular function: structural molecule activity. The coding region runs from base 105 to 785 and encodes 226 amino acids. Lineage: Eukaryota; Metazoa; Arthropoda; Insecta; Lepidoptera; Noctuidae. Gene Ontology annotation, cellular component: extracellular region.